Molecule: messenger RNA, 948 nt
Organism: Botrytis byssoidea
Lineage: Eukaryota; Fungi; Ascomycota; Leotiomycetes; Helotiales; Sclerotiniaceae
Exons: 1
Coding region: 1-948 (315 amino acids)
Source: RefSeq, a predicted model, not a curated record
AUGGCGAUUCGUUACUUAUUCAGAAAGGCUUUUACUAGUACGGAUCCUGAUGGUGAAAGAUUGUCUGAUGGUCAGGAUGCCAGUUCUGGGUAUACAUCUGUACCAGAGAUUCCAACAGAUAUAUUUGACCCAAACCAGUGCGGAAUCAAACCAUUAAGAAGACUCAUCACAGUCACCCACACCUCAACAAUUAUCGUCCCCUCCUCAACGCUGGGUGUUGUACCGACGAAAACACCUAUGAGAUCAACGGUAACUCAUAUCGUAUCAUCUACCACUAGAACCUUGACUUCCAUCGCACAACCCACAAUACCACCCAGUGGAAUAACUGCAAUUGCUCUUAGUGAGAUCUCUAUUUGGAACUCAAUUGCCGUAACCGCGACAGAUCCAAUAUUGAAGGGUGCAUUGAAAUCGGCCAUUAGCCAAGAGAGUCGCGCUGCCAACUUAACUCCCGGUGCUUACACUGCUGUUAUCACAAUCUCACCCGCGGAACAAACCGCUAUAGACAAGGCAGAUAAAGACAGCGCUCGUCAUCUACAUAACACCACUAUAAUCUUGAGUGUUUGUGCUGUUGUGCUAUUCCUAUUAUGUAUCUACAUGCUCGGCUGGUACUUUCUGCGAAAGCAUCGUCGACGAAGAGGAAGAAGAAUGCCACCACUUACCGAAUAUAUUCCUCCCAACUUGGGUUCUUUGGGCGGUCUAAUGGCCGAGAUGGGCCGGGAAAAUGUUGUUGAGCGAGAGGUACACGACAGUAGAGCUGAUGGGAUUCAUAGGGUUCCAAGGACUCCGAAGCCUCCAAGAGUUCAUAGUACUUUGCAAGAACUAGAGAUUCCAGAAGGGUUUGCAGAGCUACCUGGCUCUGUUCCAGAGAUAGAAUCAGUAAGACGUACGGGACUACAGCAUGAAGGCGAGGGUGUAGCAAAUUCAGAGAAGAUUCUCUAUGAAGUUUGA